Aspergillus saccharolyticus JOP 1030-1 is the source of this 1060-nucleotide messenger RNA. Its product is annotated as pyridoxal 5'-phosphate synthase subunit PdxT. Gene Ontology annotation, cellular component: glutaminase complex; cytosol. Gene Ontology annotation, biological process: pyridoxal 5'-phosphate biosynthetic process; pyridoxine metabolic process. Lineage: Eukaryota; Fungi; Ascomycota; Eurotiomycetes; Eurotiales; Aspergillaceae. The transcript has 2 exons. Bases 71 to 883 code for a protein of 270 amino acids. The record is from RefSeq and is a predicted model, not a curated record. Gene Ontology annotation, molecular function: glutaminase activity.
UCAAGUGGCAGUGGCGCUCCAACUGCCAGUUUUCUACAAUACUAACUUUCUACACACUCCAGUCGCCACAAUGAGCAAUAUCACCGUCGGAGUUCUUGCUCUGCAAGGAGCGUUCUACGAGCAUGUCCAGCUACUAAAACAGGCUGCAGCCAAUGCAGCGCCCAAUGACAAUGUCUCCAAAGCGCAAUGGGAAUUCAUCGAGGUCCGCACCCCGCAGGAAUUGGCCCGCUGUGAUGCGCUCGUUCUGCCUGGCGGCGAAAGCACCACAAUGUCCCUCGUUGCCGCGAGGUCCAAUCUUCUGGAGCCCCUGAGGGAUUUCGUCAAAGUUCACCGGAGGCCAACCUGGGGCACAUGCGCCGGUCUGAUCCUCCUCGCCGAGUCGGCAAACCGAACGAAGAAAGGCGGUCAAGAAUUGAUUGGGGGUCUCGAUGUGCGCGUGAACAGAAACCAUUUCGGCCGGCAAACAGAAAGUUUCCAGGCGCCAUUAGAUUUGCCCUUCUUGGGGCCGGACGAGCCCCCUUUCCCCGCCGUUUUCAUUCGGGCCCCCGUGGUCGAGAAACUUCUGCCACACCAAGAAGGUAUCCAAGUGGCUGAGGCCAAACUAGAUGACACCGUCGUGGCACCUUCCCGACAUGCAGAGAGCGAGGCGGCUCUGGCCGUCAUGGAGGAUCAUGUGCAGGUGCUGGCCACUCUGCCUGCAAAAGCUGCCAAGGUAGCAUGCGAAGGGGCGCAGGCCAGGCCCCACGAGGAGACGGGUGACAUCAUUGCUGUCAAGCAAGGCAAUGUCUUCGGAACAAGUUUCCACCCAGAAUUGACGGCAGACGGCAGGAUCCAUCUGUGGUGGUUGCGCCAGGUCGAAGAGUCGGUUAGAAAGCGAAACUAAAAGCAUUGAGAGAUGUUUUGCAUGAAUGAAAUGCCAUUGAGCAUCGUUCUUCGCCGCCGCGUGAGGUAUUGGAACGAGGUAGUCUCUUGUUUACACGAAGCGAUAGAAGUAUUUGUACACAAACGCCGUUUUUGCGCCGACCAGAAUGAUGGAACCCUCGUUGCUUUCUACCUACCU